AUGAUGAGCAGUAAAGGUUCCAAUAUUGAAACCCGACAGCGCCCAGUCAGACUCUCGGACCCGAAAGUUCCGAGUAAUCGACCUUUAAGAAUUGGAAAGAACAGUGCAAGAGGUCAUAGAUGCCAUACUUGCCGCCCUCCUAAAUUUUUUCUUAACGCAUUGGAACUAAAAGUACAUCGAGCUUCGAACCACUUUCAGGAGCAAUGUGUCUGUCCUGAACCUGGCUGUGACCGUGAAUUCAAUAACAGGAACUCACUUCGACGCCAUAUUGAAAGCCAUGAGGGAAUAGGAACUAAAACCACCAAGUCAUCACUCAAGCAACUGGAACUUCAUUCAAAUUCUACGGAUGCUGAAAGUUUACUCUCAAAAGAUGCACCACGGCCAAAUCGUCCUUCUACUGGCACUGACAAUCAACAAUCCAAUGAGGGCGAACAACAGUCGGUCUCGCAUGGGACGCUUGGAAGCAUGCCCGUUGGACAACAAAAUGCAACGUACGAGCUCCCAACAGAUACGCUGUCUAACUCAAUGACUCAACCGCAAGAGCCUCAACCCAAAGAGCAGAUGGGAUCAAUAAAUAAUUUAGAAGACGCCCCGAGUACCCAUAUGAUUCGGGUACAGGACCAGCUCGAACAGGCCGACGUGAACAACGUAUCACAACAAGUACAAGAGAACGAACCAAGCUUUAAGGUCCUAGAAGAACAGCAAACUGUAUUGUCUCUUCUUAAAGACUUUAAAGAACCCAUGCCAUCAGUUCAUCAGCUCAGGAUGAAUUCUAUGGAUCUCCCGCCGCCUUUGCUCGAGCAGGUUGGAUAUUACUAUAGCGUUCCACCCGAAGCGAGAAAAUGGAAAGAUGUCUGGAAAUGGGCGGAGCAAACUAAUGUUUCUCCUUCAAUAAGAUAUAGGCUUGAUAGGGUGCAAAGGACGCAAUUUGUCGAGUAUAUGCAGAGACAGAUAGAAAGACGCAACCUGCAACAGUCACCGGGGGCACAACAGCAACAGCAACAGCAACAGCAACCACAACCGCAACCGCAAAACUCGCAUCAACAUCCAGCCCAGCAUCUGCGUCAACCCCAGAAGGACGACUUUAACCACGGUCAGCAAGACCCUGACCAGACUUCAAAAUUACCAAUCCCACCUCACGAUGCGCUUCUUAUGCAGGUGACGCCCCAAGACCUCAUAAAUUGUCGCAACGCAAACCCUAAGGUUGCCAGCCUUACCGAUGAUCAGCUUAGAGCAUUCAUAAUCCAAAUCAAGCAACGACAAUGGGCUGCCGCCAUACAGAAGGAGAUGAGCAUACCGCAGGCUCAGGAGCAGCUUAAAAGAGUUCCUUUGAAGCUCCAACCAAAAGUCGCCUUGAGUUCUUCUAUCUCAAUUCACUCCACAAUCUCUAAAGAUAACACAACCGGCGAAGAUGCACGGAUUGCUUUACUGUUUGCUGAUCUGGGCGAGAGAUUGAAUAGUUGUCCCAAAACAAGCAGGAAAAACAAGCCUGAGACAUAG
Messenger RNA from Colletotrichum truncatum, 1500 nucleotides. Its product is annotated as C2H2 type zinc finger domain protein. The record is from RefSeq and is a predicted model, not a curated record. Lineage: Eukaryota; Fungi; Ascomycota; Sordariomycetes; Glomerellales; Glomerellaceae.